UUAUUUGAUGUGUUCAUUGUUUUUUUUAUUCAAAGGUAUAUAUAAACUGCGACUGACAUUUCAUCAGUUGGCUGUAAAUUUUUGAGUUAGCAAAUAAAGUAAGCUUCAGGAUGCUACCAAUUCAAUUUUCUCUGCAAAUUGUGGUCGUAAUUUUGACUAUCAAUGCUGGGUUGAUAUUUGCAGGAAUUUCAGACACUUGCUUGGGCUGUAUUUGUGACGUAGAAUCGAAUUGUGACAAGACAAUUGGAUGUGCGGAUGAUGGCGGAUCGGAUUCCUGUGGACCAUUUCAGAUAAAGAAAGUGUACUGGAUUGACUGUGGUAGACCAGGCAACAGUUAUGAAGAGUGUACAAAGGACUAUGAUUGUGCCAAAGGAUGUGUUCAAACCUAUAUGGAUCGUUAUGGAGGGGUAACAUGUGGAACAACUUGUGAAGAUUACGCACGCAUGCACAAUGGAGGCCCAACUGGCUGUAACAAAAAUGCCACUAAAGUGUACUGGAAAAAAAUACAGGAUGCCGGUUGUAGCAGACAUAGCUAAAUUUACAACCUAUAAACUCGCCUAGAAACUAAAUGCAAUCGUCGCUGUCACGUUUUCUUGACUUGGAACUACACAUAACAUUUAUAGCAUAUAACAUGCCUUGUAUAUCUAUUUUUACAUACUUUUCCUCAAUAUUCUUUAAGAUUUGUUUCCUAACAUUAAAUGCUGCAUAUAGCUA
Mytilus californianus (California mussel) is the source of this 714-nucleotide messenger RNA. Its product is annotated as lysozyme 2-like. Gene Ontology annotation, molecular function: lysozyme activity. The transcript is spliced from 5 exons. The record is from RefSeq and is a predicted model, not a curated record. Bases 111 to 536 code for a protein of 141 amino acids. NCBI's taxonomy places the organism in Eukaryota, Metazoa, Mollusca, Bivalvia, Mytilida, Mytilidae.